Symbiodinium sp. CCMP2456 is the source of this 631-nucleotide messenger RNA. The record is from the annotation of a GenBank genome assembly. NCBI's taxonomy places the organism in Eukaryota, Dinophyceae, Suessiales, Symbiodiniaceae.
GUGAUGCCCGACCUCGAGGAUCCCUUCCUGCCCGUGAACCCAGAGGCCCUGGGCGUUCACCUGCAAGACCCGGAGCAAAAGGCACCUUUUCUCGAGCUGCUGGCCGCCCUGCAGAAAGAGUAUGCGCAGGCCACAAGGCAGCAGGAGCCUGUGUCGCCCUUUGGCAAGGACCAAGACCCUUUCCAUCUACAGGAAGAGACACAGGAUGUAGCGAGCACCGCCGUUUUGCGAACAAGCGUCCAAGCUCUUACGGCCAUGGGCGGAGGCGAUGUUGUACUCUUCCAGGCCACGGUGGCUGAGAGCUGGGUCGGUGAGAGCGACUCCUCGGCCGAAAACGACGACCCGCUCUCACCGAAGACGCCCAAGACGCCGAAGACUCCGAAGACGCCCAUGGGAACGCCCCUGAAGAAGAAGAAGCGCAGUUUCCUGGAGCAGAUGCAUCGCACUUGCUGUCGGACAGGUGUGGCUGUCAGUGCAGUGACGGUUGCCCGCGACGGCUGCGAUGCCACGAAACUCCACUGGCUGCCCUGGCGAACGGGUGGAGAUGUGUUGCAUAUGCCAAGCCUUAGAUCUGGAGCGGGCCAGAACAUGGCCCAGCAUCUGCAGCAUUGGAUGAGGAAGAUGCAAGGCA